AUGUUAGCUUUCAAACAGAUAUUCCUAAGCGCUGUCUUCCUAUUCUCUCUCAUAACCUUAAGCCUCAGUCAAGAGGAAAAGGAAGAGGAAGAGAAGAAGGAAUAUGAUCCUACCGAGAACCGUCGUCCCGAAAACGUCACCGGGCUCGGUGACUUUUACAGCUGGGUCGGAUCAUACUAUAAUGCUACGGUAGAGGCCGAGUUUGUAGUCGACUUUACUCCUUAUGUCGAGCCCCAUAAGCAAUGCGAGGAGGUCAGGAACUUCUCUACUACCAUUAAAUACGAUGCCAUCCUUAGCGUUCUAGAACAUCGGAAGGAGAACCCUGGAAAUAAUUCACUAGAAUUCUGGCUUACUCUUAUGCCGCAAGCCUCUGGGCCUACCAAUGUCUCUGACUUCGGAGCAUGGUGGAUGCGCGAUGGACAAAAUCGCUCUUACGUUUUCUCGGCUCAGCCACUUGAUGCUCCUUACUAUAGACUUCACACUGGCCCUGACUACUUCAACUUUACAACUACCCAGGUCACAGGAGGAGCUUACAAUUUUACCGAAACAGUGGCAGGGCUAGAUGCCGCAACCUGGCAGAAUAUGAAGGUACCGGUCUGCAAUUCUACCGAGUACAAGGAUGAGUGGAGAGUUACGAUCUUGGACCAGGGAUACUACUUUACACAAGACGAGGGUCUUUGGACUGGGUCGGUCGAGUAUGACUAUCCCAAGACCAGCUUACAGUUUGACAACAAGACAGCCAAUAUGACCUUCGCUGCCUUUUGGGUUGCAUAUGCGAUCAAGCAACCGAAUUAUCACGAGGUUGUGGAUAAUCCGUCACUACCUACAUGGAGGCAUAGUAGCGUGAUUGGUCGCGUCUCCUUUAACUUCUCUGGUGUUCUCGAUGAAUAUCAUUCUGACGUUCUGAGUCUCGAAAACUCUUCACCUGUGUGGCAGCGUACAGUUGGGUUCGGAAACAAUCCUGCCAAUAUUGGCUACGGUGAUACUCCAGACAACGGGGCAGAUAGGACAAUUGGUGGGAUUGGCUUAGCUUUGAUGGCUGUCAUUGUAUCAAUUGGAAUAGUCCUAUAG
Molecule: messenger RNA, 1071 nt
Organism: Fusarium coffeatum
Lineage: Eukaryota; Fungi; Ascomycota; Sordariomycetes; Hypocreales; Nectriaceae
Exons: 3
Coding region: 1-1071 (356 amino acids)
Source: RefSeq, a predicted model, not a curated record